Mucor velutinosus is the source of this 3882-nucleotide messenger RNA. Its product is annotated as Serine/threonine-protein kinase. The record is from RefSeq and is a predicted model, not a curated record. Gene Ontology annotation, biological process: p38MAPK cascade; protein phosphorylation. Gene Ontology annotation, molecular function: protein kinase activity; ATP binding. The transcript has 6 exons. NCBI's taxonomy places the organism in Eukaryota, Fungi, Mucoromycota, Mucoromycetes, Mucorales, Mucoraceae. The coding region runs from base 1 to 3882 and encodes 1293 amino acids.
AUGUCGAGCGCAAGAAGAGUUCGUUGGACUCAACAUGAUUCUGAUAUUGAACAACAGCAGCUAGAGCAGCAGCAGCUGGAGCAGCAACAACAACAGCAACAUCAGCAGCAGGCAGUAAACGCUCUCUAUCCCAACAAUUCUUCUACACCAUGGCCCUUCAUCACUACUAAUUUCACUACACCGAUGCCUCAGAAUCCUUAUCAAGAUGAAGAUGAUUAUAGCGAUGAGGAAGACCAAAGUAACAGUGACGAAGACGAUGAGACAGCAUUCAAUCAGUUAUACGUUCGCAAUCAAGCAUUUACCAACGUAGCUCCCGAAAUUACACACGAGCGACUAGAAUGGCAACAAAUGUUACAAUCUGUCUUGUUGGGCGAAGUCAUCAAAUCUGAAAAGAAGAGGCUAUCCAGCUCUGAUAAGUUUACACAGGAGAAACCCACACAAGAGAUUUGGCUCUCACUGCGCGCCUUGCUUCGAGGAAGAACCAUGCUCCAAGAACAAAAGUCGCUGGAUGACAGUCGUAAAGAGAUCGAAGGUGUUCUCAAAAUGGUGAUGGAGUUCAAGAUUGAGGAGGACGAAGGAGAGACAGCUCUCCGAAAAGUGGCCGAAGUGUUGAAAAAUAUCGAUCGCAUUGAAUCCCUUUAUACAACUCGUGCAGAGAUGAUCUUGGCUCAUCCAGAAUAUGGGUCCAUUGAAUUUCAAACGAGAUUAGAUGCCUUGAACUCUUGGUGCACUGUUACUCGCAGUUUGAGCAUGCAAUACAAGAUCUUGAGAAACUGGACAGGCUCAGAGGAUCUGCAAAUCGCUCGAAGAAAGUCAGACGAGGACACAACUGAUGGGGCAUCAGCCGACGCUACAGCAGCGAUCACAGACACCAGCAAAAGCAACAAGGAAGAUCCUCGCAACAAUACCUCAUUUGUAGAGCGACUUUUGAAAGAGUCAGCACUACAAGAUACCUUUGAUAAACGUACGCUCUCAGCGUUGAAUUCUCUGCUGAUGAAGUCGAAAGAAACUCUGAUAUACAACUCUGCUCAGUUCAAGGAAAUGAACCUACCGUCAUUCAUCUCACAGCUGCGGCGAUUAGCUUAUUUUCCAAUUUCACUCGUUGAAGAGGCUUUGAAGCUACGUUUGGAGAACAAGAGUCGAAUGCAAGAACCACCCAAGCAGAUGGUGGAUACCAUGAUGGAGGAUUACCGCGGCCUGCUUUCUCUGGCAUGCCGAGUGAAGCGAGAGUAUCAAGAAUUAACCCACACAGCUCCGGGCUGGAAACUAGACGAAGACGAGCCAGUGGAUCACAACUACGAUAACGUCCUGAUGGAAUCUGUCCGCUUCUAUUUUAAGUUGAUUAGCUGGAAGUUGAACCUCGAAAAGGAAAACAACCUUAGGGAAAAGGAAGUGAUGGAGAAAGAGUGGGCAUUCUUACAGGAGACAGUCUGUCAGGCUGUCGAUAAGGCUGAUUGGGAGUGCGCAGAGCAAUUCUGUUCCUUGACGAAUCGCUUAUUGGCUGAUGUGAUGCAUGAUUAUAUAUCCAGACUCAAAAUAUCGCCAGAAUCAGUGGAUGGUGGCAUCGAAGUCAAGUACACCAAGCUGCUACAUACUAUGCGUAUGAGAGCAAGAAAACUGCUCCAAUUUGCGAGAUUCUUCAUGAGCCAGUUUGAAAAUGCUGCUGAAUAUGUCGUUGACACUGAAAAUAUGGACAAAUUCAUUACAUGCCUUGUUGAAACAGGCCAUUUCUUGGUGUAUACUGGCGCAUUUGAAGAGGACAGAAUCUAUAUUAUUGCAUCGCCCUCGCUGUAUGGACGAGAAGAUGUCAUUCAGACGUUAAUACGAGCCUGCUUUGCUAACAACAAGCAACCUCAGCCAUCCACACCGCUGACACCCAGCGAUUUGAACAUUCACAGUGAAUACGACGACUACAUCCUCAUCUUUUCACCAUGGCAAAACAUCAUGUGGACAGGUGAAGUGGUCGAGGUGCCUACGCCUUUCAUUCAUUUAGGCAUCAAGACUAGACGAGUGAGACUCACUACAGGAGACGCUCAAAAGCUUGCUUCUGCUAAGGCCGCUUUCUGGACGGCUGUACAACAUUCAGGCAUUGAAAUCAUUCAAGAGCACCGGGCUCAUAUCCCCAGGAUCAAUAAAGAACUGUACAAGAUCAAAAUGACGGUGUUUAAGCUGGCUGAUUCAACCAUCUCUAGUGUCAGCACCAUUCGCGAUCAAACCAUUGGCUUAGGCUGUCAAGAACUGGUGGAAGAAUGCUUUAGUUUUGCCAGUGAUUUUGGUAUCCGUGCCUCCAAAUUCUUGGAAUUGGCUGUCCGCCUGCAACUGGAUCUCAAGCUGGUUCGACUUGCUAUUGACUGGAUUUGCUUCAUCACAGACGACUGUAUACCGUCAGACAGAAAGACCUUCCGCUGGGCUGUAGCUGCUCUGGAAUUUGUGCAUCUGAUGACUCGAGGCGUCAACAUUUUGGCACUGAACGAGAACGAGUUUGCUACACUGCAGAGCAAAGUAGCCCGCUGUGUUGCACUGCUUAUAUCUCACUUUGAUGUGCUUGGUACAAGAUACACGUACGAACUGCAAUUGAAGGAAGACCAGCAACGUCGCCGUGGAUUGACUGCAAAGCGCAAUUCCUACAUGACAUCCAAGAAUACGGAAAAGGACAACAUUACAACAAGCUCGACAUUUGGUGCUGCUAAUGAUGCUGCCAGUACGGGUGGUGGUGGCGUGAUCUAUAUUCGUGACGCCUGGAUGCGCAAAAUCUCUGAAAUCGAGUCAAAACGUACUGAAGACGAGCAAGAGCGUAAAAUUAUUGGUAAAAUCUUGGAUGACCAGAAACCAGAAGAUCAAUCCCUCAUGUUCUUGGCUCCAUCUUCCUCGAACAUCUCCUUCAGUUGGCAGCAAGGUCGAUUCAUUGGUGCGGGUACCUUUGGUUCGGUGUAUUUGGCUAUCAAUUUGGACACGUCCACCGUCAUGGCUGUCAAAGAGAUUCGUUUCCCCGACUCUAGUUCUCUAUCUGCAUUGCACAAGUCUAUCAAGGAGGAAAUGUCGGUCAUGGAGAUGCUUCAACAUAGAAAUAUCGUACAAUAUUACGGCAUGGAAGUACAUCGUGAUCGUGUGUACAUCUUUAUGGAAUACUGUGAAAACGGUAGUUUAGGCGCUCUCUUGGAUCAUGGCGGACGCAUAGAAGAUGAAGUCUAUGUCGUCGACUAUGCCUAUCAAUUGCUGAGCGGUUUAGCUUAUCUGCAUGGAAACAACGUUGUGCAUCGUGAUAUCAAACCUGACAAUAUUCUUAUUGAUUACCAAGGUCAGUUAAAGCUCACUGAUUUUGGUGCAUCAAAGAUCCUGGUCAAGGGGCAAAAGACAAUGGGCCGUGCCACAAUGAACAUGCAUGUAGGCAGUCUGGCAGGUACGCCCAUGUACAUGGCUCCUGAAGUCAUUACAGGCAGUGAUACGGGUAGAAAGGGUUCCAUGGAUAUCUGGUCUUUGGGUUGCUGUAUUGUGCAGAUGGCUACAGGCCGACGACCAUGGAGUACGCUGGAGAAUGAAUGGUCUGUUAUGUACCACGUUGUGACCGGCCAUCCGCCAUUACCAGACGCUUCUCAACUUUCGAGCCCAGGCAUCGAUUUCCUCAAAAAGUGCUUCGUGCGCGAUCCCAACAAGAGACCUUCUGCGGAAGAACUGCUAAAUCAUCCAUGGAUCACAAGCUACCUUGAAAGUUAUAGUGAAGAGACUCAGUUGCCUCCACCUCAAGAAGGAGAAAAUGGCGAUGUGCUUGCGGACAGCCAUCAUUGGGUAGACGAGGAAGGCGCAGGAGGAGAUAGCCAAACGCGAUCAAUCAAUGGUGAUGAAAUGCCGCCCAUGAUGAGAUCUUUUAAGCACAAAGAAUAA